ACAUAUUUUAAGAUUAGACCAGUGUUUCCCAAACUGCAGCAGCCUACACCGGACAGGGAUGUACGUGGGAAGGAAAUAAUUAGGCUAUGGUGUGUCUUCACCGACUGAAGUCACCUGCAUCAUCUGAGAAGAGCAUCUUCAUCACCAGGGAAGAUCGUCUUCAUCAUCACCUGCAUCACCAUGAAGUCCUUCAUCUUCUGUUUCAUCACCCUGGUCAUGGCAAUGACAGCAACUACAACCUUGGCAGGGCCAUUGCCAUCCAGCUCUGGCCAGGGCAAAAUGACUCUGGAUCAGAUCAUUGAACGACUCAAAAGUAGAACUCAAUAUGAGGGCCCACUUGAGGUUCCCUUUGAUGUUCCAGAGGAGGACAAGGACCCUCUUCAAGCUGGGGUCAUCAACCAGGACGAAAGAGUCAAGAGAGAUGACAAUGACUUUGAUGGCUAUCUUGCCGUUGCAUGCCCAUGGCUUCAAAGCAUCUCCAGUGUAGGCAGUUACCACAGCAAUCGCCAUGAAGACAGACGUUUCAGUAUCAGCUGCAAGCCAGUGUUCGGCUCCCACCCUGUCUGUCAUCAAUCUAAUUGGGUGAACCACUUCGAUGACCCCUUUGACUUUACCUGCGGCAACAACGAAGUCUUAACAGGGAUGUUCAGUUACCACAGCAACCGCCACGAGGACCGCCGCUUUAAGUUUCAAUGCUGCUCGGCUAACUUGAUGCUCCAUGGCUGCCACUGGACCCCCUAUCUGAACGACUUCGAUCAGUCUUUCAACUACCACGUCCCUAACCACAUGGUCAUCGCUGGAGUGAGCUCCUACCAUCACAACUAUUAUGAGGAUCGACGCUUCAAGUUUUACGUCUGUAGUGAUUCGCAAUCACAGCAGUAAUAAAGAAAUCCUUUGGCUGCCAUUGAAGAUGCACAAAAAAGUGAAAGAAGAAAGAAAGAAGAAGGCUGUCAGCUAGAAGGGAAGAGCUAAUGGCGUGUGUCUCUCAAUUAAUUCCUCAGAGCAGCUCAUACUUACUCUGUGUCUAUUCCCUUUCUAAACAAGAUUCAUCUUGAUCAUGUAGUCUUGUCUGACACUGAUGAUUUAGGAUUAGUCAUGUUUUCUCUAAAACUUCCUUUUAUGAAUAAUUGCCAUCAUGAAUGCGGAAAAGCAAAAAUUUGUUAAAACUGUCAACAUAAAAUCUGUUACUCUUUUAGCCUAAU
Engraulis encrasicolus (European anchovy) is the source of this 1202-nucleotide messenger RNA. RefSeq names its product hemagglutinin/amebocyte aggregation factor-like. Gene Ontology annotation, biological process: collagen fibril organization. Gene Ontology annotation, cellular component: extracellular matrix. NCBI's taxonomy places the organism in Eukaryota, Metazoa, Chordata, Actinopteri, Clupeiformes, Engraulidae. The transcript has 8 exons. The record is from RefSeq and is a predicted model, not a curated record. Bases 181 to 882 code for a protein of 233 amino acids.